This is a messenger RNA of Acanthosepion pharaonis, 642 nucleotides long. NCBI's taxonomy places the organism in Eukaryota, Metazoa, Mollusca, Cephalopoda, Sepiida, Sepiidae. The record is from the annotation of a GenBank genome assembly.
AUGCUUUCGUUCAUCCUUUUUUCUUUCCUUCUUUCCUUCCUUUCUUCCCCCUUUUUUCCUUCUUUCUUUCUUUCUUCCAUUAUUCGUUAUUUUCCUUCCUUCCUUCCUUCCUGUUUUUUUUGUUCGUUAGUCCUCUUCCUUCCUUCUUUCGCUCCUUUUUCCUUCUUUUCUUUCUGGUAUUUUUCGUUAGUAUUCUUCCUUUCUUCCUUGUAUUUUGCAUUAGUCAUCUCCCUCCCUCCCUUCAUCCCUCCCUCCCUUCAUCCCUUCCUUCCUUGUAUUUUUCGACAUUCCUCUUUCUUCCUUCAUUCCUUCCUUCCUUGUAUUUUUCGAUAUUCCUCUUUCUUCUCUCAUUCUUUCCUUCCUGGUAUUUUUCGUUAUUCCUCUUCCUUCCUUUUUCCUUCCUUUCUUUCUGCCAGCUUUUCUUUCUGUCACAAAUUGUCUAUCUAUAUAUAUCUAUAUCUAUCUAUAUCCAUAAAUAUCUAUCUAUCUAUCUAUCUAUCUAUCUAUCUAUCUAUCUAUCUAUCUAUCUAUAAAUAUCUAUAUCUAUCUAUAUCCAUAAAAUUCAUUCUAUCUAUCUAUCUAUCUAUCUAUCUAUCUAUCUCUUUAAAAUAUUCAUCUAUCUAUAUUCAUCUAUAUCCAUAA